GACUUGCUUAAAGCUGUUUGUCUAUCAUCCUUCUCAGAUUCACGAUCUCCUGCCAGCCUGCCAGCAAGCAUCCGUGAACUUUUGCGGCACGUUGGCCCCCCGUUCGGUAAGCUUGCUUACCCCCGCAGAAUCCAUCACCAUGCAGAGGCAUCAUGUCUCAUGCAAUGGAGCGGCGGCUGCCUAGUCGGCAGACUUGGCGUUCCGACCCCCGAGCGAUCCCACCGAUAGGAUCCCGCGACCGACCAACGGGCUUACAGACGAGGAACGCAACACUAGGGAGGCCUUCGUUUUUGCACGCCAAUGCCCGUCGUGGCAACCAUCCGAAAAACAGUGUCCCUUCACCGACUUGUUUGACUCACGCCGGACGGCGCCAUGCAUAUUUCAAAGCCAGAACGAAAGCCGCUUGCGGCGAUCCCUCGCCCCCCCUCACAUGCACGUGUUGUCGCGCCUCCUUCGCGCCCUCUCGGCCUAUCUCUCUCUCUUUCCCCCUCUGACGGAGCUUUCACUCUCCCGCUGACGCCGGCGCGCGAUUUUGAUCUUGAGGCUGAACGCCAUUCUAUGCUGUGUACAAAACACGCGGCUAUUCUCUCUGUCUCUCUCUCUCUCUCUCUCUCUCUUUCACACUCUCUCCAUUCGACCCCGCGUCACACCCAGCUCAGCUUUCCACCACCAAAGGAACCGACUGUCACAACCACCAUCAAAUCUUCACCAGUAAACUCCCCCUCUUCCCACACAGUCAUACACCAAGCUCCGAGCACCUAAACCCAUACGGCCGCCAACAUGUCCAUCGACCACAUUGGUCUCUUCGUCCCCGCUUCCAUCUACAAGGAGACGGUCGACUGGUACCUCGCCGCCCUCGCCCCCAUCGGUUUCAAAAAGUUCGUCGAGCCCAACGAGUACGCCUGCGGCCUUGGCGUCCAACGCGGCGACUUCUGGAUCGCCUGCCACAGCGCGGACAAGGCCAACAUGCCCGUCCACAUUGGUUUCAAGGCCGAGAAUCGCAAGGCAGUCGACGACUUUCAUAAGGCCGCCCUCGCUGCCGGGGCCAAGGACAACGGCGCGCCCGGGCUCCGGCCGCAGUACCACCCCAACUACUAUGGCGCUUUUGUUAUCGACCCCUCGGGAAACAAUGUCGAAGUCGUCUGCCACACGCCCGAGGUCACAGAAUAAGCGAGACGGGCAUGUCGUUGCAGUUUGUCACUUGCCGUUGUGUGUCUGGAUGGGAUGGAAGGUUGCGGCCAAAACGGUCGACAGUCGUAGAGAACAUACCAAGAGAGAUUACUCUGUAGAUGCUGGGCAUAUCCCACGUCCGCAUGUCCGGGCAUGGAAAACGUGUAUCCUCAUCAGUUUCAAUUUUCCAGCCUCACCUUAUAUUCCAUACAUUCCAAGAUCACCAAUGCUGCC
Molecule: messenger RNA, 1404 nt
Organism: Colletotrichum destructivum
Lineage: Eukaryota; Fungi; Ascomycota; Sordariomycetes; Glomerellales; Glomerellaceae
Product: Putative glyoxalase/Bleomycin resistance protein/Dihydroxybiphenyl dioxygenase
Exons: 2
Coding region: 781-1170 (129 amino acids)
Source: RefSeq, a predicted model, not a curated record